Messenger RNA from Eimeria mitis, 1461 nucleotides. Its product is annotated as SAG family member. The coding region runs from base 1 to 1461 and encodes 486 amino acids. The transcript has 9 exons. NCBI's taxonomy places the organism in Eukaryota, Apicomplexa, Conoidasida, Eucoccidiorida, Eimeriidae. The record is from RefSeq and is a predicted model, not a curated record.
AUGGAGGAGGUUACGAAAACAUAUAAAUUCAAAGUUGUGGAGGUAGAUGAAGAUGUAUACUUGGCCGCCAACCUGGCCCGUAAUGGAAAACUCCCAGUUCACAUCAGUGAAGUCACAAAGGACGAAGACCUUCUCGCUGACGUGCGGAAGGGAGUAGUAGAUGAGCAAGGAGUACUCCUUCAAGGAACAUGCAGUGAAAUGAAGAUCAAAUCCAACCUUAAAAAAUUCAUCUUUCACACUUCACCUGCCGCAAUGGCUUCUUUGUACAAGACAGCGGCAGCAGUUUGCCUCGUCGCACUCUAUGGGCUCCAAUCAGAGGCAGCGGAAGAGGCUGCGAAAACAUAUAAAUUCAAAGUUGUGGAGGUAGAUGAAGGUGUAUACUUGGCCGCCAACUUGGCCCGCAAUGGAAAACUCCCAGUUCACAUCAGUGAAGUCACAAAGGACGAAGACCUUAUCGCUGGCGUGCGGAAGGGAGUAGUAGAUGAGCAAGGAACAAUCCUUCAAGGGCCAUGCAAUGAAAUGAAGAUCAAAUCCGGCCUUGAAGCGUUUCAUCACACUUUCGACUAUCAGGAUGGUCCUAAUUUCCGUGAAUUGCUGCAGGCAGCCCUUGACGCGGGGCUGGCAGUCUUCAAAGAAAAAGGGUACCCUAAGACUGAUGAUGAGUGGCAACAGAUAUGGGCAAAUGAUACUAGCGCCGUCCUGGCACAUCUUCUCGGUUCCAACAGCACUAAAAUAGGAUGCGUCAUUGGAAAGUGCGUCGAAGUAACGACUCAGCCGCCAAGUGAUGAUCAAGAACGCAGAGAAGGAAGUGGGGGUGGCGAAGGAAAUAAGACUGAAGUCGAAACAGAUAAGGCUGCGCUUUUCUGUCACCUAAGCCCUGCAGCGACGAGGAACAAAGCGCCCUUUGAAGAGAAAGGGUACCCUAAGACUGAUGAUGAGUGGCAACAGAUAUGGGCGAAUGAUACUAGCGCCGUCCUGGCACAUCUUCUCGGUUCCAACAGCACUAAAAUAGGAUGCGUCAUUGGAAAGUGCGUCGAAGUAACGACUCAGCCGCCAAGUGAUGAUCAAGAACGCAGAGAAGGAAGUGGGGGUGGCGAAGGAAAUAAGACUGAAGUCGAAACAGAUAAGGCUGCGCUUUUCUGUCAACUAAGCCCUGCAGCGACGAAGGACAAAGCGCCAUUUGAUGAGGACUAUUUCAACGGACUUAUUGCACGAACAACUGCAUUAGCAGAUAUGACAAAAGAAGACCUGAAAUCUGCUGCUGGAGGCGGCGCUGCAACUGUGGCUCUGCCUACCGUUCUGAUCGCCGGUUUAGUUGCUAUACUGACGCGAACAACUGCAUUAGCAGAUAUGACAAAAGAAGACCUGAAAUCUGCUGCUGGAGGCGGCGCUGCAACCGUGGCUCUGCCUACUGUUCUGAUCGCCGGUUUAGUUGCUAUACUGACAGCUAUUUCUGCCUAG